This is a messenger RNA of Ailuropoda melanoleuca (giant panda), 2019 nucleotides long. It is a transcript of the gene BMERB1, whose product is annotated as bMERB domain containing 1. The transcript is spliced from 5 exons. The record is from RefSeq and is a predicted model, not a curated record. The coding region runs from base 15 to 503 and encodes 162 amino acids. Gene Ontology annotation, biological process: negative regulation of microtubule depolymerization. Gene Ontology annotation, cellular component: microtubule cytoskeleton. Lineage: Eukaryota; Metazoa; Chordata; Mammalia; Carnivora; Ursidae.
UGGACAUCAUCUCCAUGGCAGAGACAACCAUGAUGCCGGAGGAGAUCGAGCUGGAGAUGGCGAAAAUUCAGCGCCUCCGGGAAGUCUUGGUCCGACGGGAGUCUGAGCUCAGGUUUAUGAUGGACGACAUCCAGCUCUGCAAUGACAUUAUGGACCUGAAGCAGGAGCUACAGAACUUGGUCGCCAUCCCAGAAAAAGAAAAGACCAAGCCGCAGAAGCAGAGAGAGGACGAGCUAAUCCAGAAGAUCCACAAGCUGGUGCAGAAGAGAGACUUUCUGGUGGAUGAUGCAGAGGUUGAGCGGCUAAGGGAGCAAGAAGAAGACAAGGAAAUGGCGGAUUUCCUGAGAAUCAAGUUAAAACCUCUAGAUAAAGUAACCAAAUCUCCAGCCAGCUCCCGAGCAGAGAAGAAAGCAGAGCCCCCACCUAGCAAGCCCACGGUGGCCAAGACUGGGCUGGCACUCAUCAAGGAUUGCUGUGGGGCCACCCAGUGCAAUAUCAUGUAGCCCCCCACGUGGGGUGCCCCCGGGGCCACGGGGACCCCCCCUUGUCUUCAUAGCCCCCAUUUCACCGGGGCCCAAGAGCUCUCCGAGGCGGAAGGGGUUGAAGGCAAGCCUGUGACUGCCGCCAGGGGCCGUGGGCGUUGCGGGCGGGCCCGGCCGCCCUGUACAGAGUGUAGCAAUAGGGAGUCCCUCACCGUCGCAUGGCCCCCCCCCCAGAGCAUGCCAAACCCAGGAGUCUGUCUCACUGUUUAUCCAACCACCAGGAAAGGUCCUCCCUUGAAAAAGUAUAUCUCCACUUCUAUCUAUCUAUAUCUAACCCACUGUGCGAAUGAACUGGGACAGGGGCAUGAUCCCCAGGUGUGUAUAGUCGUGACUUUUCAACAAUCUAGCACCAUGUUGGACACAUCCCCCAUCCACCCUUCUCGCUCUGCUGUCAGACCUGCCCCAGAUGGGCACAGCUUCUGUCCCCUAUCUGUCUUCUCCCAGGCGCUGUGCUCUGGAGGGAGGGCUCCACACAGCCCAUGCAUCUUGAAGACACGAGGGCCCAUCUGUAAAGACUGAGCUUGUGUGUGGUGUUGUGGUUACGUCUCCUGCUUUCUCCCCUCCUGUGUCUGGGCAUGGUUCACAUCCGGAGUGUGCCCAUUCGUUCUUGGCUCUUCCUUGCCUUGCAAUGUCUGCCCCAGGUGUGUGGAGCACAGUGGGGAUGAGGGCCUAGGCUGGAGCACAAGCAGUGCUCAGAAGAGGCAGCAGAGAGCUAGAGGCUCCAACACCAGGCUUGGGCAGAUGAGAAGGGGACCCAGAGCAGAUGCUGACUCAGGCGCUCUCCACCCACUGGGGGCCACUGGAGGGAGUGCCAGCAGGACACCACUCACCAGCCUAACACACAGACCUCUGGAAACAGCAGUGGCAGGCGGGAGAGGUGGCCUGACCCAACCGUGUCCCAUCAUUUGGUGGUGUAUUUUAACCAGCCUAAUAAUUCCACCUGUGUAACUUGAUGUACAUUUGCUACAGCCAGCUCGGCACAACCUGUGUGAUCUCUCUGUACGUGUGUGUGUCGUGACUGGCCUAACGUAGUUAGCGUAACUCAAGAUUCACUGAUGUGCAAUCAUCCAUCAGAGAAAAUAAAAACGGAAACCACGUACACAGCAUUUUUAACGUUUUUUUACUUUUUUCUUGAUCAUGGAACUCAUCCGUGGACAUAGUAAACCUUUUAAAAGUAUAGAAAGUAUAAAGAAGUUUCUUGUUUUCUGUUUGUAUCUCCCACAAAUUUUCCAACUCAAGACCACGCUGCCCUUUUGGCAGAUCUCCUUUCAUGCUUUCCCCCCGCCCCCACAAUUGGUGUCAUAUUGUACCAUUUUAUAACCAGUUUCUUUUUCAUUCAGCGUGAUAUCACUAUCAUUUUCCCACAUCAUUAAGAGCUCUUUGUAACAUUAAACACUCUUCACAAAUAUUUGCAAUGGCUGCUUAGUAAUCCAUCUUGUGGCUAUGCCAUAAUCUAUCUAACUAACCCUUACCUUAC